GCUUGAUAAGCCUCUACUGCACAAAUCUUGUCUUCGAUUAGUGUCCCCUGCAGAACCAACGGCUGCCCUGGGGGGGUUGUCUCCACCCCUGCCUAUCAGGUACUAAACUCCGUGCCUUGCCUCGGUUCAAUAUUGGUUUUUCUUCUUUAGGACGGGUUUUUUGCCCGCUUUUAUAUCGUUGGCAUUGCCCCCUUCUUUCCUUCUUUAUAUCCCUUUUUUUUGGGCCAGAACACACGCGGUUGAGCGAUUGGGAGUCAUACUUCUUCCGUUGGUGAUUUAAGAUGCCGUCUGUUCUGAAUGAGGCGGUGAAGUUGCCUUGUGGGUUGGUGCUGCCGAAUCGGCUCGCUAAGGCAGCGCUGGCCGAAGCACUGGCUGGUUCGGAGAAUACGGUCACACCGACUUUGUUGAAGGCCUAUGAACGGUGGGGACGAGGUGGGUGGGGGGCUAUUCUGACCGGCAACGUUCAAGUCGACGUCAACCACCUCGGCCAGCCCUACGACCCGGCCCUGCACGGCGAGUACACCGGCAAGGCCGGCAAUGAACCCCUCCUGGCUCGCUGGACCAGCUACGCCACCGCUGUCCAGCAGCAGCACGGGUCCCCCGGCAUCGUCCAGAUCUGCCACCCAGGUCGCCAGUCGGUGCGCUUCGCUGGCCGCCGCGGCGUGUUCGCCUCCACCCUCGCCCCGAGUGCGAUCCCCUUGCAGAUUGGCGAGGGCUUCCUCGCACGCGGGCUUGCUUGGCUGCUGUUUCCUGCGCCGCGCGAGAUGGACCAGGCCGAUAUCGAUCGCGUGGUGCGGCAAUUUGCCGAUACCGCGCGGUUGAUGGCGGAUAGUGGAUUCUCGGGGGUGGAAUUGCAUGGCGCGCACGGGUACUUGAUCGAUCAAUUCUUGAAUGCAAAGACGAACAAGCGCACCGACGCAUACGGCGGCAGCGCAGAGAAGCGCGCAAAGUUCCUGCUAGAUAUCAUCCAUGCGGUGCGCGAGGUGGUGCCUGCAGGGUUUGCCGUGGGCGUCAAGCUGAACUCGGCGGAUCACAACUCGAGUACUUUUGAGGAGACGAUGACGCAAAUCGGGUUGCUGGCCGAGGCCGGCGUGGACUUUUUGGAGAUUAGCGGAGGGAGCUAUGAGAAUCCCAAGAUGUUGGGCCUCGACGCCCCCAAGAGCGAACGCACCCUCGCCCGCGAGGCGUUCUUCCUCGAAUUCGCCCGCGAAACCCGCCAACGCUUCCCCAGUUUGGUGCUGAUGCUGACCGGCGGGUUCCGCACGCGCGCUGGCGCCGAGUCCGCCGUGCAGCAGAAUGUCUGCGACAUCAUCGGGCUGGGUCGCCCCGCGGCCAUCGACCCGGAUUUGCCCAAGGUGUUUCUGGACGAUGGGUUGGAGGAUGAACAGGCGCGCUUGGUGUUGGGGCGGGUGCCUAUGCCGGCCCUGGCGCGCUUGCUGCCGUUCAAGGGCGUAGGAGCCGGGUUGGAAUCGAAUUACUACGCGGCGCAGAUUAAGCGGUUUGCGCAGGGGUUGAGAACGAUUGCCCCGGGGCUUUAAAAGGGGGUGCUGGGUUAAGGAGUGUUUGAUAGUGUCUGAUGAUGGCUGGAUGGAUUGGAGGUGUAAUACAUGAUGUAUAAGUUAGAUCAACUAAUACCGUCUUGUGGUAGUUACU
Messenger RNA from Aspergillus saccharolyticus JOP 1030-1, 1653 nucleotides. Its product is annotated as FMN binding oxidoreductase. NCBI's taxonomy places the organism in Eukaryota, Fungi, Ascomycota, Eurotiomycetes, Eurotiales, Aspergillaceae. The transcript is spliced from 7 exons. The record is from RefSeq and is a predicted model, not a curated record. The coding region runs from base 282 to 1538 and encodes 418 amino acids. Gene Ontology annotation, molecular function: oxidoreductase activity; FMN binding.